Messenger RNA from Ilex paraguariensis (yerba mate), 1715 nucleotides. Lineage: Eukaryota; Viridiplantae; Streptophyta; Magnoliopsida; Aquifoliales; Aquifoliaceae. The record is from the annotation of a GenBank genome assembly.
GUGGGUCACACCCAAACUCUCAAAUAAUUCAUCCAUUUUCAAGCUCUGAGUUCUCCAUAUGAUGAACAGCAAACCCUGAAACCCUGUAGUUUUGAUCCCACCUUUUCUUUGUUUGGCCAUAGUUUCAGAUCAAAAAUACAUAUUGCGUCGAUGGUUUCGGACAAAAAACUAGCAAACGUUGUUGGUGGCAAAACGUUUAGAGCCUGUGAUAAUUGUAUUAGAAAGCGGGCUCGGUGGUUCUGUGCCGCCGACGAUGCUUUCUUGUGUCAAUCCUGUGAUGGUUCGGUCCAUUCGGCCAACCUUUUGGCUCGUAGACACGAAAGGGUUCGUCUCAAAACGGCGUCGAUCAAGUCCUUGAAGGAAAUUGCUCUGCAGAGUUCCUCUUCCUCACCUUCAUGGCACCAUCGUUUCACCAGAAAAGCUCGAACACCACGUCAUGGUAGCUCCAGAAAACCAAAAACCGACGAUCCGAUACCAAACCCACUUCAUUUAGUGCCGGAGAUUGGCGGAGAUGAGAAUUCUCACGAAGAAAAUGAGGAGGAAGAGCAGCUUCUUCAUAGGGUUCCGAUAUUCGAUCCGUUUGUUGCAGAAAUGUGCACUUCUGGGAGUUCGAAUGAUGCUGUAACAACUGUUAACAAUGAUUUGGGGGGUGAAUCAAAAACUUUGUUUCAUGAUUAUGUUCAUGAUGGGGAUAGUUUUCAUGGGUUUCUUCCGUCUGAGAUGGAACUUGCAGAGUUUGCAGCUGAUGUUGAAAGCUUGCUUGGAAAAGGUUUGGAUGAAGAAUCGUUUCAUAUGGAAGGGUUAGGGCUUUUGGAUUGCAAAGAAGAAUCAAUGGAGGGUUCUUUAAGCAGUGGAAAAGUGAAGGUUGAAGAUGAAGAAGCCAUGACAAACGUGUUUGAUAUGGAGAUUGACAUGGAAAGAGAACCUUUUGAACUGAACUUCGACUAUGAAUCUCUGGCGACAAACGAGGAAGACGACAAGGUGGGAGUCGGCGGGAUAAUUGUGAAGAAAGAUGAAGAUUAUUGUGAAGUGAGGGAAAUGAAGAAGAAGAUUUUGUUGAGUCUUGAUUAUGAGGGUGUUCGAACAGCCUGGGCCGAUCAAAGGUCACCGUGGACCACCGGUGAACGGCCGGAAGUGGACCCUAAUAACUGUUGGCCGGACUGCGUGGGUCCUUGUGGGACAUUUCAUCACCCAUACGGAGAUGUAGGAAUGUUGGGAGCUGGACACAGUGCAAUGGUGGUGGGUGGUGAAAGAGAAGCAAGAGUAUCGAGGUACAGAGAGAAGAGGCGUACCAGACUGUUUUCGAAGAAAAUAAGGUACGAGGUUCGGAAAUUGAAUGCAGAAAAAAGGCCCAGAAUGAAAGGGAGGUUCGUUAAGAGGGCAAACAAUUUUGCAGAAUCAGGGUUUCCUUUGCUUACCAAAUAAUUAUCAACUGUUUUUUGCCUACAGUAAUAUGUGACUGAGAUAAGUGAAAAGAUGCUGUACGUCUGAAACUGUUGAUUCUAAAACCCGAAUCUACAAUAAAAUAGAUGACUACUUGCCAUCGCUCCUAGUUCGAUCUCUUAGUUAGUCCUCCUAAGAGUGUUUAUACAAAUUGUGGAAGAAUGCUAUAAAAAUGCUUGUACACUUAUGAAAUGGAGACAUAUUGAUGCUAUAUUCCAGCAGCUGUCUUUCAUUAAUUGUAUGAUAUUAGUCAAGAAUUUGGAACAGUUAGU